CUCACUACACUCUGUUCGCUAGAUAAUAGAAGUUUACGGAGUAGGCAGUAGAUCUAGACCCAAGGUAGAUAUUAAAAUUAAACCACUAUUCUUCAUUUCCAUCCUACGGUGACACUCGGUGGUAGUUUGGUGAUGUUUUCUACCGAGUCACGUGGUCACGAUGCUCACAAGAAGGGGAUUGUAGUCAAGCUUCCGGAGGCCAUUCGGUUUACCAAAGAUUUGGGAGGCCACCCUGGGGCGAGCGUUGGUCGGAGAUCUAUCGGGAGCAUCAACUCUUGGUCGAGUAGUGGGUUCAGGCAAAGCCCCGUCGUGCCACGACUAGGUAGCGGCUCCGAGGGCACAUCUAUUCUGGGAAGGCCUUCAUUAGAGCCCGGGAAACGGGUAUCUCCUGCCCUGCUUGCGAAGGAGGUGACCCACAGGCACCCCAGGUUGGGGAGUCCACGACCUUCGGGCUCGGCUUUGCCUAUGUCAGUGCCAACGAGUGGUUCCCGAGCUCAGCAACUAGAAGAUGUCGUCGGGAUCGACUACGAGGGUCGCUUAGAGAUGAGCGAUUCAUUUUCAUGUUAAGCUUUUUACUUUUUGGUGAGCGCCUGGGUUGGUAAUUUUGACUCUAACCGCUGUUUAUUAAUGAUGGAGAUGGUGAAACAGUCCGUGUCUACACACGUCCUCAUGUUGGCCGCAGCGAAGAGGACAAGAGAGUCUACCAAGGCGAUGAGUGAGUAUGAUGACAACUUCUUUUCUACAAGUUCCACGACAUCAGUGCCGUAAGUGAGCGCAUAUGGUGUGUCUCCGAUGAUUGUCUUGUAUGUGGUACGGUGAGCCCACAAAACAUGUGAGAGUUCUUCCACGCACUUUCCUUUGGCGUCAUCCAGUUACGUUUUCAGCCCCCACGAAAUGAUUUUGUUGGCUGACUCUACUUGACCGAUGACCUGAGGUUAGGAGACAGAUGUGUAUCGACAGAGAAUACCAUACUAAGCACAGUACGCUUGGAGAUCCUGACUUUUGAAUCAUGUUCCUUGGUCUAGCAGAAUGGUGUGAGGGAGGCUAAACCGACAAAUGAUGUGAGUCCACAGAAAUUUCAAAACUUGUUGGGUAGUCAUGCCGGUUAGAGCAUCAGCCUCUAUCCAUUUGGUGAAAUACUCGAUAACGAUCAUUAGAUACUUUUUUCUUCCCCAAUUCUGUUCUAAAAACUCUAAAUCCCUAAUCCUAUUUCUAAAUACCUAAUUUCUCAAUCUCAUCCCCUAAAUUUUCUAUCUUUGCGAGUAACAUAUGUGCUUAACAUAAGUUUCUAGAAACUCUAGAGCGGGUUCGAACAGAUUUUGAUGUCUAUAUAUAGCCAGCUUAUGUUAUCAUUAUGUACUUGUUUGUUUGUAGACUAUGUUUAAUUGUUUAUUUGAAUUCAAUCUAUAUAUAGUUUAAUUAAUAGUGAGAUGAGGAAACAACAAUACCAUUUCGAAAUCCCUGCCUCCAGAAGAGUUUUGCGGAGGAGCUUUUUGGGGAGACGGGAAAAUAAUUAAACUCCCGAGACGGUCUUUGAUGGAAGGGUUUGAAUUAAUUGAAGGGUAAAUACAAUAUAAUAACCAAACCUUUCAUUUUUAACAAAAUAAUAGUUUUUCG
Molecule: messenger RNA, 1617 nt
Organism: Linum trigynum
Lineage: Eukaryota; Viridiplantae; Streptophyta; Magnoliopsida; Malpighiales; Linaceae
Source: the annotation of a GenBank genome assembly